AAAAAGUUUAACAUUAGCAAUUGUAUUUACUUAAUGGCGGUUAUAUCUUCACAUGUGAUUUCGUUUGAAUAAUCGAGAUAAAAAAGAAAAAUGGAUUUGUUGGGAAGUAUUCUCAAUUCGAUGGACAAACCGCCGACAAUUAAAAAUGAACAGAAAGAAUUAUUAAAAAAGCAAAAAGAACAGAUGAUUAAAAGACAGGCUGCAGAUAAAGCAAAUUUGAAGCGAUUUCGAGAACAAAUUGAAAAAAGAAUAACAGAAUUCAUAAAAGAUUCCAGCAUGCAGAAAUUUAAAUUUGAGCCUAUGGAUAAAGUCAGUCGUUCCAUAGUACAUGAUGUUGCUGAUGUAGGAGGAUUAACUGCAUUUUCAUUUGGUGAUGAUGAAGUAGACAGGCAUGUAAUGGUUUUUAAAAAGGAGUUUGCUCCCUCAGAUGAUGAACUCUUAGCUUACAGAAAAGGAGAAGAAUGGAAUCCUGAAAAAGCUAAAGAAGCAGCUCAGCGAAAGUUCCCAGCGACAACAAGAGAGACCAACGUUCGAUCGAACAGACACUGGCCGACAUCCGUGCCAAAAAGAAACAGAAGACCGAACACACAGAAUUACAGAAAUAAUUCUCUCUACAAUUAAAUUAUAGGAACGUUACGUAUACAAAUGUUCUCGAGACUUUUAUAGAGUUAUUGUUGCAUAGAAACGAAGCGGUUGCAUUUUAAUUUUAUCUAAUCGUUAAAGAAAUGUGACAUAUAUGGAUCGAAUCAUAUCCAAAGAAAUUACGUAACGACACUCGACACCAUUAGAGAUUGAUUUUACUUAUUUAUUUUGUAUGAUAUAAAAAAUGUCAUGUAAAUUUAACCGCAAUAUUUUCAAAUUCUCGAUUACACCCCCAAACCGAAUAUUACAGUUAUUCAUUUUACCUAGAUUAUUAUUUGUUUCAUAGCUCAAAAUAACAUCAACUUAACGUUAAAGAGAGCAAUUGUAAAAUAACACGUAAACAUAUUUUUAAAUUUAAUUAGUUUAACUUUAAAAUAAAAAAAAA
Centruroides sculpturatus (bark scorpion) is the source of this 1027-nucleotide messenger RNA. Its product is annotated as sperm-associated antigen 7 homolog. Gene Ontology annotation, molecular function: nucleic acid binding. NCBI's taxonomy places the organism in Eukaryota, Metazoa, Arthropoda, Arachnida, Scorpiones, Buthidae. The transcript is spliced from 6 exons. The record is from RefSeq and is a predicted model, not a curated record. The coding region runs from base 91 to 621 and encodes 176 amino acids.